Trypanosoma rangeli is the source of this 622-nucleotide messenger RNA. Its product is annotated as surface glycoprotein. The record is from RefSeq and is a predicted model, not a curated record. Gene Ontology annotation, molecular function: exo-alpha-sialidase activity. The annotation marks the transcript as partial. NCBI's taxonomy places the organism in Eukaryota, Euglenozoa, Kinetoplastea, Trypanosomatida, Trypanosomatidae. The transcript has a single exon.
GCAGACGCAUCACUACGUGCACAGCGUUGUGAAUUGCGAGUUUGCGCUUGUGGCGACGGUGACGAUUCAUAAGGUUACGAACGAAAGCGUUCCUCUGCUGCGUGCGGACCUGGAGGACAAGGGAAACACGACGUUUGUGGGGCUGUCGUACACGCCGGCGAACGAGUGGGGUACAGUCUUCGACGAUAUCACGAGAACAAUACACAACAGCACUUGGAGGCCGGGGAAGGAGUACAAAGUGGCGCUCAUGCUGCAGGGCAACAAGGGCUCCGUGUACGUGGACGGCGUGCUUGUGGGGAAUACUAACAUACUACAAGUCCUUAAGCCACGGAAGCAUGAUAUCUCUCACUUUUACUUUGGUGGCGGCGAAAACAGCAGUGUGACAGUAAAGAACGUCUUUUUGUACAACCGCCGACUAAGUGAAGAUGAACUCAAAGCAGUUGGCCAGUCUGAUGUAUCUUGGAAAAGUGCAGGUGACAGCUCUGAUGGAUCCGAGCAACGUGCAGGUGGCAGCUUUAAUGCGUCCGAGCAACAUGCGGGUGACGGCUCCACGCGUGCUGAUGUGUUCCGGGUGUCAAUUCUGCUGCUAUUGUGGCUAUGGGGCUUUGCGGCCCUGUGCUGA